This is a messenger RNA of Planococcus citri (citrus mealybug), 3341 nucleotides long. RefSeq names its product 5-hydroxytryptamine receptor 2A (gene 5-HT2A). The transcript has 7 exons. Gene Ontology annotation, molecular function: G protein-coupled serotonin receptor activity; neurotransmitter receptor activity; serotonin binding. Gene Ontology annotation, cellular component: plasma membrane; dendrite. The coding region runs from base 607 to 2688 and encodes 693 amino acids. Lineage: Eukaryota; Metazoa; Arthropoda; Insecta; Hemiptera; Pseudococcidae. Gene Ontology annotation, biological process: G protein-coupled receptor signaling pathway, coupled to cyclic nucleotide second messenger; chemical synaptic transmission; serotonin receptor signaling pathway. The record is from RefSeq and is a predicted model, not a curated record.
AAACGCGUUAUCACAAUUUUUUCUCGCAAUCGCCGCCAGUACCAGUCGUUUCGUGAGCAGCCUACCGGUUACGAGCGCCUCGUAAUCGUACCAUUCAAACGUGUAAUUUUCCUCUUACUCUGCGCGCUUAAAUUUUUCUCAUCCAAGUGUACCACGUGUUUGUGGUAAUCGGUUUCCGAUUUUUAAAUUCAUUUUAUCCCAAUUUUUUUCAUUUUCGGAGUUAAAUUCGUGAAAAUUUUCAAAUCAACGGUGCAACGGUGCGUGCUGUGCGUGAAUUUUUUUUCUCAAGUUUUUAGCCCACAAUAUUAAUCGAAUAAAAAUAAUUUCGAUCAAUUUUUUUUCAAAUUGGAAAUUUUUUUUCCUCCGUUUAAAAAAAAUGCGUGAAAAAUUAUAUUUUUAAUCCGCGGUGUGUGAAAUUAGUUCGACGUCGAAUUAUACUUCGAAAUUUAAUAUCUAAUAAAAACAUCGCGAGUUCAGUGUGUGUUUAGUGCUCCGUUUUUAAAAUAUGAUUAUAUUAUCCGCGUAACAUAAACACGACGUACCCAAAGGAAAACCAUGCGACUAGGAGGAAAGUAUUCCAUCAGCGUAUCGGGGGGAUGAGGCGAUAUGGACGUGACAUUACCCACAUGGUGGGUAAUCCAGCUAGUGUGCCGAUUAAGCUUCAAUUUCUCGGCCACUUCGGAGCCGCUGCAUCACUUGGACUGUCUGCACAUCAACGACAAUCGUACCACCAUCCCAGAUCCAAGCACCACGACAACCACAACAGCUCCGUCAUUUGAUCACCACGAAGACGUGCACCGGCUCUACUACCGCUGCCUGUUCCAUCACGAUCAAACCAAACCAUCCGAACGUAACGCCGACUGUCGCAGCACCGAUCCACCUCUGGCGGUAUUUGCCAACGAUAGCCAACCCUUUGAUCUCGAACAAGAAUUCCCCAGAAGGAUAUCGCUACAGGUGGUCGACCUGAACGUCGACCUGCUGGACAACAGCUCGUUCUCGUCGGCGGUGUGGCUGACUCUGCCAAAAUUUCCAAAUAUCAACGAUACCUUUCAAAAUCUCCAUUUGCAAUGCAAUCCUUCGCAUUUCACCGAUGCGCGAAUAUUGUGCACGUUGCAAACGGAGGACGAUCUCAAAAAAAAGGAGACCAAGUUCUCGUGGAUAUUUUUAUUCGCCAGCGUAUUCAUCGUGGCCGGAGGCGUAGGUAACAUAUUGGUAUGUUUGGCCGUAUGCCUCGAUAGAAGACUGCAAAACGUAACAAAUUAUUUUUUAUUAUCGUUGGCCGUCGCCGAUUUGCUGGUCAGCUUGUUCGUCAUGCCUUUGGGAGCCAUACAAGGAUUCCUUGGGUAUUGGCCUCUGGGUUUAUUUUGGUGCAAUGUAUACGUAUCCUGCGACGUGCUGGCGUGUUCGUGUAGUAUAAUGCAUAUGUGUUGCAUAAGCUUAGAUCGUUAUUUGGGUAUAAGGAAUCCGCUCAAGACUCGCCAUACGUACUCGACUAAGCGAAUCGUCAGUAUAAAGAUCGCCAUUGUUUGGAUACUCUCGGUUUGUGUUUGCGGUUCGGUUACUCUUUUAGGUAUAACAAAUCCGAAAAACAUAAUGCCAGAGGCCAACCUUUGCGUCAUAAAUAAUUCGGCCUUUUUUAUAUUCGGAUCAUUGAUGGCGUUCUACAUUCCGAUGAUCGUCAUGUCCGUAACGUUCUGCCUAACCGUGCGGCUACUCCGGAAGAAGGCGCGGUUCUUGCAGCAGAAACCAGGCACCCAACAAGAGGCUCCUACUUUCCGCCGUCUCGGUGGCAGAUUCCGUAAACCUCCUUCAACCGUCGAGUUACCAACACCUUUGUCGCCUGCGGACAACACCAGGAUACCGCCGAAACGUUCGCUCAGCACGCCUCAUAAAUUCUACGGUAGAAGUUCAGCGUUCAGGUUUUUCAAUAGAGGUUCAUCAACAAGUAUUAGCUCAUCGCAGCCGAGUUUAUUAGCGACUAAUACCCGAGCUGGAGCGACCGAGACAAGACGCACAGUUGGCAUGGAAACGGUGCAAACAUCCGCCACCGAAAACGGUACCGAGAGUUCCGUCGGAAGGAAUACAAGAUUACGCACACUUCGGCUUCCGUUAAACGUAACACCCUCCAAUUUAAAUUUAAGGUUUCUAGCGAAUCGAAACAAACGUCCAAAUGAAGGUGUAGCCGCCAACUCGGUACGUACCGAGCAAAAGGCCACCAAAGUCUUAGGGAUGGUGUUCUUCACGUUUGUCGUCUGCUGGUUGCCGUUUUUCUCGCUGAACAUAAUUUUCGUCAUCUGUCCUAAGCCAAGCUGCAACGUGCCAACUGGUUUCGUCGAUAUAGCCUUAUGGCUGGGGUACGUCUCGUCGACCAUAAACCCCAUAAUUUACACGAUUUUCAACAGGACAUUCAGAGCAGCAUUUAUGAGAUUAUUACAAUGCAAAUGCCAGCGUCUCUCGAGACCACCUCGUUAUCGUUCAGUCAACGAAAACCGUAAUUCGGCGUUACUGGCCCAGACACCAUCGAGUGCUGCAGCCGGAGCAGCAACGGUUCCUUUAUCGUUAUCAUUGCAAGGGACGCCGCUCGUCACGCCAUCUAGCGUAUCGUCUUUCUUGACCAAUAUUCGGACACCGGCUAACCAAAGUAGCCAAUCAGGAUCGUUUGAUUUGGCCGAAUCUUCAACUGGUUGAUAUAUUGCCAAAGGUGUACUGCCCGGAUCUCUUCACUUUACACCAUCCGGACCGUGAUGGUUGCUGGAUUAUUCGACUCUACAUCUUCAUAAUGUACGAGACGUGGCUAUUUUACCGAAUCGUGUUUUGUUUUUGUUUUCGUUUUUUUUUCUCGUUUUUUCAGUCUAAUUUAGAGUAAAAAUUUAAUAUUGUAUGUAAUUUUAUUAUUAUUAUUUUUUUCUAAAUAAGUUGCCAAUAUUUUGAAUAUUGUUGCAUUUUACAGUUUUUUUUUGUUUUUUUUUUUCAUUUUGUGUUUUGUUUCGUCAUCAUUGUCGUGUCCCCCAUCCCCCAAAUUAUUAUACGAUUUACAAUUUACAUAUUUUACCUUUAUAUAAAUUGUAUAUUAUUAGUAGAGAAUUUAUACCCCAAUCAAACCAACAUGUGCGUAUGUUCGUCGUGUUUUACUCGAGUGUGAAUAAAUGUAUAAGUAGAUUAUCCAUGCAUGUAUUUUUUUUUUCACGUAUUUCGAUCGGGUUUUCCUCUUAUGUUUUUGUAUGGUGGUCGCGUCGUCCGUCGCGUCCACAUAAUUAAUUUCGUAAGCGUUAAGAUUGUUUACUAAUUUCUCAAAUGGAAACAAAAAAAAAAAAAAUACAAAUACAAAAUGUGCAUACACA